CCCGAUCGAGGGCCUUCUCCAUUCCCACUCCCCGCGGCCGCCAAGGCCACCCCUUUUUUGCCAUCGGAUCGUAUCCUCCCCGCCCGACGUAUCAUCUAAUAUUAAAUGGGGAACUGCUGCUCCGGCGAAGCCUCUCCGGAAUCCAACAACAGCAACAACAAUGCGGCCGACGAGGGAACGACAACCUCCCAAGGGCGGGGCGGCGGCGGCGGGCACAGCUCGUCGGUGCACAACGGGCCGACGUCGAACAAGAUCAUGACGACGCCGCCGCAGCACGGGGCGGCGCCGGGGCAGGGGAAGGGGACGACGGCGAUCGGGCCGGUGCUGGGGCGGCCGAUGAGCGACGUGCGGACGGGGUACGCGAUCGGGAAGGAGCUGGGGCGGGGGCAGUUCGGGGUGACGCACCUGUGCACGGACAAGCAGACGGGGGAGCAGCUGGCGUGCAAGACGAUCGCGAAGAGGAAGCUGGUGAACAAGGAGGACAUCGAGGACGUGCGGCGGGAGGUGCAGAUCAUGCACCACCUCUCCGGCCAGCCCAACAUCGUGCAGCUCAAGGGCGCCUACGAGGACAAGCACUCCGUGCACCUCGUCAUGGAGCUCUGCGCCGGCGGCGAGCUCUUCGACCGCAUCAUCGCCAGGGGCCACUACACCGAGCGCGCCGCCGCCUCCCUCCUCCGCACCAUCGUCCAGAUCGUCCACACCUGCCACUCCAUGGGCGUCAUCCACCGCGACCUCAAGCCCGAAAACUUCCUCCUCCUCAGCAAAGACGAAGAUGCCCCUCUCAAGGCCACCGAUUUCGGCCUCUCCGUCUUCUACAAGCAAGGAGAUGUGUUCAAAGACAUAGUGGGAAGCGCGUAUUACAUAGCACCGGAGGUGCUGAAGAGGAACUACGGACCGGAGGUUGACAUAUGGAGCAUAGGCGUGAUGCUGUACAUUCUUCUGUGCGGCGUCCCGCCCUUCUGGGCCGAGUCCGAGAACGGCAUAUUCAACGCCAUCUUGCGCGGUCACGUUGACUUCUCCAGCGACCCCUGGCCCUCCAUCUCUCCCGGAGCAAAGGACCUCGUCAAGAAAAUGCUCAACCCCGACCCCAAGCAAAGGCUCACCGCUUUCCAAGUCCUAAAUCACGGGUGGAUAAAGGAGGACGGGGAGGCGCCGGACACGCCGCUGGACAACGCGGUGCUGGAGAGGCUGAAGCAGUUCAGGGCGAUGAACAAGUUCAAGAAAGUGGCGCUGAGAGUGAUAGCGGGGUGCCUCUCGGAGGAGGAGAUCAUGGGGCUCAAGGAGAUGUUCAAGUCCAUGGACACCGACGGUAGUGGCACCAUUACCCUCGAGGAACUGAAGCAUGGCCUCGCCAAGCAAGGCACCAAACUCUCCGAAUAUGAAGUCAAACAACUCAUGGAAGCUGCUGAUGCAGAUGGGAAUGGGACUAUAGACUAUGAAGAGUUCAUCACAGCAACGAUGCACAUGAACAGAAUGGACAGAGAAGAGCAUCUCUACACCGCAUUCCAAUACUUCGACAAGGACAACAGUGGGUAAGUGCCAAUAUUCUAUAAUUAAGCUAUGUUGGUGUA
Molecule: messenger RNA, 1571 nt
Organism: Cuscuta campestris
Lineage: Eukaryota; Viridiplantae; Streptophyta; Magnoliopsida; Solanales; Convolvulaceae
Source: the annotation of a GenBank genome assembly